Molecule: messenger RNA, 4219 nt
Organism: Beta vulgaris subsp. vulgaris (sugar beet)
Lineage: Eukaryota; Viridiplantae; Streptophyta; Magnoliopsida; Caryophyllales; Amaranthaceae
Product: ABC transporter B family member 15
Exons: 7
Coding region: 89-4084 (1331 amino acids)
Biological process (GO): transmembrane transport
Cellular component (GO): membrane
Molecular function (GO): ABC-type transporter activity; ATP hydrolysis activity; ATP binding
Source: RefSeq, a predicted model, not a curated record
UAUGAACUUAGAAUAACUAACAAUAUUUUUCCCUCAAAAAUAAAAUAAAAAUGAACAGUAUUUCCACCUACAAACAGCAAACACACCAAUGUCCCCAGCUAUAUAUAAGUAUGAUUCCCCACUCUCUCAAAUAAAAAACGUUCUACAAAAAGUCCAAAAACAUCAUUUUUAUGGAGAGACUUUCUAUACAUACUUCAUACUUGUAUGUCUGAACACUAAGAAGUUUCUGAUUUUGUUUUUGUUUCUGGUAGUACAAUUUUGUUCGUUUUCACUACCAUUCUUUUGUUUUUGUCGCAUUUUUAUGUCAAUGAUAGGAAGUAACAAGGAGAGUAUGGUGACGAAAAACAAAAAAGCGUCAAUAUGGACCAUCUUCAUGCAUGCCGACGGUGUAGAUUUAGUUUUGAUGUUUUUUGGGUUGAUCGGAGCCGUUGGUGAUGGUUUUACAUUGCCGUUGACAUUGUUUAUCACUAGUAAGUUGAUGAACAAUAUUGGUGCUACUUCUAAUCUUCUUAGCACCGAUGUCUUCACUCACCAUAUUAACCAGAAUGCAGCAGUUCUAUGUAUGGUGGGAGCAGGAGCAUGGAUUCUUUGUUUCCUUGAGGGAUAUUGUUGGACAAGGACAGCUGAAAGGCAAGCUGCGAGAAUGAGAUACAGAUACUUGAAAGCAGUGCUAAGGCAAGAUGUGGGCUACUUCGAUUUGCAUGUUGGUAGUACUUCUGAAGUCAUCAUUAGUGUUUCUAGUGAUAGCCUAGCCAUUCAAGAUGUAAUAAGUGAAAAGGUACCAAAUUUUGUGAUGAACACAUCCACUUUUAUCGGAAGCUAUUUGGCGGCAUUUCUGUUGCUAUGGAAGCUAGCAAUAGUUGGGUUCCCCUUCAUCAUUCUCCUCAUUAUUCCGGGGUUGUUGUACGGCAGAAUAUUGAUGGGUUUAGCUAGAAAGCUAACUCUCGAAUACAGUAAGGCAGGAAGCAUAGCAGAGCAAGCAAUAUCUUCUAUAAGAACAGUGUAUGCAUUUGUAGGAGAGAGGAAAACAAUGACCAAGUUCUCAACCGCUUUGGAAGGGUCAGUAAAGUUGGGGCUUAAGCAAGGUUUGGCUAAAGGUUUGGCGAUUGGUAGCAACGGUGUGAGCUUUGCCGUUUGGGCCUUCAGUACUUGGUAUGGCAGCAAGCUUGUCAUGUAUCAUGGUGCUCAAGGUGGUACUGUCUUUGUUGUCGGCGCUGCGCUCUCUGUUGGAGGACUGGCUCUUGGUUCCGGUCUAUCAAACAUCAAGUACUUCUCAGAAGCUGCUUCAGCUGGAGAGAAAAUAAUGGAGGUCAUAAAGAGAAUACCGGAGAUUGAUUCUGAAAAUAUGGAGGGACUUACCUUGGACAAUGUUUCCGGGAAGGUGGAGUUUAAGCAUGUCGAGUUUGUUUACCCUUCAAGACCGGAAUCUAUAAUUUUUCGGGACUUUUCACUGCAAGUUCCUGCAGGGAAGACGGUAGCUUUAGUCGGGGGAAGUGGCUCGGGUAAAUCCACUGCAGUAGCUUUGCUCCAAAGGUUUUAUAAUCCACUUGGUGGGGAGAUACAUUUAGAUGGAGUGUCUAUUGAUAAGCUGCAACUCAAGUGGUUGAGAUCACAGAUGGGGUUAGUGAGCCAGGAACCUGCACUUUUUGCCACCACAAUUAAGGAGAACAUACUUUUUGGCAAAGAAGAUGCUAGUGUGGAAGAGGUUAUUGAAGCUGCAAAAGCAUCUAAUGCCCACAAUUUCAUUAGCCAAUUGCCUCUAGGCUACGAUACACAGGUUGGAGAAAGAGGAGUUCAAAUGUCAGGAGGACAAAAGCAAAGGAUAGCAAUAGCAAGAGCCAUAAUAAAGAAACCUCGCGUCCUUCUCCUAGAUGAGGCCACUAGUGCUUUAGACUCCGAAUCAGAAAGAGUUGUACAAGACGCCCUUGACAUGGCUGCUCUGGGACGGACCACAAUAGUCAUUGCCCACCGACUGUCUACAAUUCGAAAUGCUGAUAUCAUCGCAGUCCUCCAAAAUGGGCAGGUAAUGGAGAUUGGUUCACAUGAUGUGUUGAUGCAACGCAAGGAGGGGUUGUACACUUCACUUGUCCGCUUACAACAGAUGGAAAAAUCUAAAGAUGAGAAACUAGGUGUACCUCAUCCUUCCACUUCAAACUCAUCCAUUCUCAACAAUAUUGAGUCAAGAUAUAGUACGAGUAGCCGUAGACUCUCCUUGGUGAAUAGGUCGAGUUCAGCUAACUCAGUUACGUCAGUUGAUGACUCGAUCGAUGAACUUGAUAUUAAGCCAACGGGUGAAGAGAAAUUUCUUGCACCAUCAUUUAAAAGAUUACUGGCUCUGAAUGCACCUGAAUGGAAACAAGCGACUUUGGGGUGUAUUGGUGCCAUGCUUUUUGGGGCAGUCCAACCACUUUAUGCAUUCGCUAUGGGGUCGAUGAUAUCUGUGUAUUUCUUGCCAGAUAAUGAAGAGAUUAAGAGGCAGACUACCAUAUAUGCCUCAUGUUUUCUUGGUUUAGCAGUGUUCACAUUGUUGGUGAAUAUAGUUCAGCAUUAUAAUUUUGCGUACAUGGGUGAGUUCUUGACUAAGAGGGUACGAGAAAUGAUGCUUUCCCGGAUGCUUACUUUUGAAGUUGGAUGGUUCGAUCGAGAUGAAAACGGUACUGGUACUAUAUGCUCUAGGCUUGCUAAGGAUGCCAAUGUGGUGAGAUCUUUGGUGGGAGAUAGGAUGGCUCUUGCAGUUCAAACCAUUUCAGCAGUUGUAAUAGCAUUCACAAUGGGCUUAAUCAUUGCUUGGAGACUAGCCAUUGUCAUGAUAGCAAUCCAACCCCUUAUUAUAAUCAGUUUCUACACAAGACGAGUUCUACUUAAAAGCAUGUCAAAGAAGGCAAUCAAGGCCCAAGAUGAGAGUAGCCAGUUGGCUGCUGAAGCUGUAUCAAACCUCCGUACCGUCACUGCUUUUUCAUCCCAAGCCCGUAUCCUAGCAAUGCUCUCAAAAGCUCAGGAAGGCCCUCGAAAGGAAAGUAUUCGACAGUCAUGGUAUGCAGGCAUUGGACUUGGGACAUCUCAAGGCAUGAACAUAUGUGCUUGGGCCAUGGAUUUUUGGUAUGGUGGUAAGCUUAUAGCCCAAGGAUACCUCACUGCCAAGGAAUUGUUCGAGACCUUUAUGAUCCUAGUUAGCACAGGCCGUGUCAUAGCUGAUGCCGGGAGCAUGACUACAGACCUUGUAAAGGGGGCGGAUGCAGUCCGGUCAGUUUUUGCUGUCUUAGACCGUAUCACGCACAUUGAUCCUGAUAAUCCUGAAGGGUACAUUCCUCAAAAAAUAAGCGGUCACAUAGAGAUCCGCGAUGUGGAUUUCUCAUACCCUACUAGGCCGGACGUGGUGAUCUUCAAGGGCUUCUCAAUCAAUAUUGAAGCUGGGAAAUCAACAGCAUUGGUUGGCCAAAGUGGUUCAGGCAAGUCAACCAUCAUUGGAUUGAUUGAAAGGUUCUAUGAUCCUCUUAAGGGAUCCGUUAAAAUCGAUGGACGUGACAUACGAACAUACAACCUUAGGUCCUUAAGAAAGCAUAUAGCUCUAGUAAGCCAAGAACCUACAUUAUUUGCUGGUACCAUAAGGGAGAAUAUAAUCUACGGAGCCAGUGAUAACGUCGAAGAAUCAGAAAUCAUCGAGGCAGCGAAGGCAGCCAAUGCAGAUGAUUUCAUAUCUGGACUAAAAGAUGGGUACGAUACAUGGUGUGGAGAUAGAGGAGUUCAAUUAUCAGGAGGACAAAAGCAAGGAAUAGCAAUAGCAAGGGCUAUUUUACGAAACCCUGCUGUAUUAUUGCUAGAUGAAGCAACAAGUGCACUUGACAGUCAAUCAGAAAAGAUUGUGCAAGAUGCACUUGAAAGAGUCAUGGUUGGUAGGACAAGUGUUGUAGUGGCUCAUAGAUUGAGUACCAUACAAAAUUGUGAUCUCAUUGCUGUGCUGGAUAAAGGGAAGAUUGUAGAGAAAGGAGCACAUUACUCUCUUUUGGCUAAGGGACCCAAAGGGGCUUAUUAUUCAUUAGUGAAUCUUCAAAGAACAUCAUAUCCUGAAAGUAAAGAAAUUUAGGAGAUUAAUAUGCAAUGUUAGAUUUCCCAUCUUUACAAAAAUGUAAUAUUAACCAAUGGAGCUUCACUGGGGAGCUUCAUUUGGGUGUUAAUUAGAUGUAUAAUUUUAUAUAUAUAUGACAUAUUUAGCUUCCAA